Molecule: messenger RNA, 4111 nt
Organism: Eriocheir sinensis (Chinese mitten crab)
Lineage: Eukaryota; Metazoa; Arthropoda; Malacostraca; Decapoda; Varunidae
Product: protein MTSS 1-like
Exons: 17
Coding region: 262-3594 (1110 amino acids)
Biological process (GO): plasma membrane organization; cell projection assembly
Cellular component (GO): actin cytoskeleton; cytoplasmic side of plasma membrane
Molecular function (GO): actin binding; phospholipid binding
Source: RefSeq, a predicted model, not a curated record
ACCCUCGCCAGUGACUGAGUGGCAUCCAGAGGGGGAGUAUAUCUUGUCUCUGUGUUGUGUGGCGGUGAAAGAAAUAAUCUCCUUUUCAUGGGCGUAGGAUAAAGUAUAGUCCGUGUAAGUAAAAGGCUCGAUUAGCGUGUGUUAAGUGUGUGCGCGGCCGGCGGGGCGGUGAGGGUGCCCAAGUGGAGUGGAUCUUGGAAAAAUGGCUUUGGUUUAUUGUGAAAUAGUGUGUUAGCAGAAGCCUCCUCCUCCCUCAGCAGCAUGGAGGUGAUCCACACGCUAGAUCGGGACUGCUCGGCGCUGGCGGGGCUCUUCCAGUCGGUUAUCAAUGACAUGAAGGGGAGCGGGCCCAUGUGGGAGGACUUCCUGACGCGGGCCAGCAAGCUACAGCACGCCCUCAAGGCGAUGUUGGUAGCGCUGACGUCCUUCCUCGACGCCUUUCAGAGGAUUGCAGACGCCGCCACCAACACAAGAGGAGCGACGAAGGAGGUGGGCGCGGCGCUGACCCGAAUCUGUCUGCGCCACCGAGCUGUCGAGAGUCGAGUCAGAGCGCUCACCAGCGCCCUGGUGGAGUGCGUGGUGCUGCCCCUUCAGGAGAGAGUGGAGGAGUGGCGCCGCUCUCAACAUGCACUGGACAAGGAUCACACGAAAGAAUACAAGAAGGCCCGCUCGGAGAUCAAAAAGAGGGCUGAGAACGCCGCCAGACUGCAGAAGAAGGCGAAGAAAGCGGGGAAGAGCUCCGAGCUUAAUAAGGUGCUCGAGUCAACAGUGGUGGAUCUCCGAGCUCGCUUCGGCGCCCUAGAAGAGGUGGAGCGAACGGCGGUGCGCAAUGCCCUGACCGAGGAACGCGCCCGCUACUGUGCCUUCGCCCACGCCCUUGCGCCCGUCCUGAUCGAGGAAGUAGGUCUGGUCAGCGAGCUCGGCCACCUCCAGGAAGUCAUGACCCAGCUGGAGAAGCAUGUGGCUGAUCCUCACAUCCUCCCCGCGGCCAGUGAACAGGUGCUUUUGGACAUCAAGGGCGGCGAGGCUCAGUGGUCCUGGCAGACGCCCCCAUCCUCCCCGUCCUCCCUGGGCUCGCGAAAAUCGUCCAUGUGCUCCAUCUCCUCCCUCAACUCUUCCUCGUCCUCGUCCACUCACUCCCCCUCGCACCACACCCGCCCUCGCUCAGUCAGCCAGGGCACGAGGCUGGUCAGUGUGUCAUCGCAGGAUUCGGGCUUUACCUCCCAGGACACUCUCUGUCAGCCCGCUCACACUCCUGCCCUCCAGGUACACACACAAGGCUGCCACACGGCCCACGCUGAGGCAUCAGGGUUGUCGGAGCAGUCAUGUGGCUCGGAGGGCAGCACGCCUUCCCCCGCCACCACCAACGCCACCUGGCCCAACCUCACCGACCCCUCACUCCAGCACAAGCCAGCGCCGCCACUCAAUGACCGACCUCACACCAUCUCCUCAGCCUACGAGAAGGGUCGAGACCGUCCACCCCUGACCGUGUACACCUUCCAGCCCCCCGAAGGACACGCCACCCUGGGCUCCCCUCAGGUCUGCUCCCAGCCAUGCAGUCCUGUCUGUCUGGAGCUUGAGAGUGGGUGCAUGAGUCCCCUGAUGGGCCACACCGCCACCAUCUCCCGACGAUCCUCCCGCACCUCCCUCCACCACAACCUGUCCUCCUCCAGCCAGGAAAGCCUCACGGCCUCGGGCAAGUCAAAGCCUCCCGUGCCAAAUCGAUGCUCGUCUCUGGAGCGCCCCGUCAUUCCCGAGAAGAAGCCGAUGAUCCGAAUGCACCCGCACCUCCCCCAGCAGCCGCCGCCCCAGCGAGGGAUGCCGCAGUACAGCUCAAACAAGUUGGUGCCGCAAGUGCCAGAUUUCAACAAGGCAGCUCCAGACAUGAUUGUGCCUCAGCCAGUGUACAGCAACAUGGCAGAGAUAUGUGGCAGUGUGAGUCCUAACUACAGGCAAGUCGCUAGCGAGUCAAAGGCUGUUGUAGAGCAGGAACGCCCAGGUGGCCCCAUGACCCCAGGUGGCAAAGGGCCUGCGUCCACGCCGUCACCUGAGGCCAAGUCUGCAUCUGAAGAGUUUGAAGCAAGCAAGUACUGCACCCUCCGACGCUACUCUGACCAGCAGACCUUCCCACAGUACCAGCCGGGGAGAGUUGUGCUGCGCAGACACCUCUCUCAGUCAGGUGUGUCAUCAAUGCCGAGUGGCGGCACGCUGAGGCGCUCUGGCUCUCACGGCCACAAGCCGCCGCCGCCCGUGCGCAGGACCCCUUCCAUCUCCACAAUACCAACGGCAACCAUUCCAUCCACCAGUUCAUUCACCAGCCUCAACCCAUCGUCAUCAUGCGUCAGUCUCAACAACUCGCCCACUCACCUCAACUCCUCCUGCAGCACCCUCAGCAGCAGCAGUAGUAUCAAUGGGAACAUCAACAGUGGGGGAAGUGGAAGUCCUAAUCAGGGCAGCAGCACCAGCAGUCCUCUGCAGCGCACAGACAGCGAGUCCAGCACGCCCGUUGGCUCCCUGGAGAACCUGCCCCCACCGCCUGCCUUCCUACUGGAGGAUGGGGUGGAGGACACCAAUCCUCCUCCAGACCCAGACCUGACAACACCAGAAGGGAUCAGGUACAUCUGUGACCCCAGCGGCCCCCCGGCACCCAUCCAGGACAAGUGUCUGCAGCACCGCACUAUGACCGUCAGUGAUACCGUCAAGAACCUCCAGGAGAGCCACCACCAGCCCCCGUCCCCUGUAACACACAGGCGCUCCCAGUCCCUGAGGUGCAACCAACCUGCCUACAAAGCCAUUCAACAUCUGGAGGAACGCCGGGUGUCUUUGGAGGAUGCAAGGGCAUCGCUGAUGACCACGCUAAAUGCUAAGCUUGCCUCUCAGAUGAGCCAGCAGCAGCCCAAGCAAGUACAGAAGCCUUACGCAGUGAGAGAGGGCAGCCAGUCACCUCGCAUGAGCAGGUCUCGACUCGGCUCAGUUCAGGAAGUUUUGGAGAGUCCUCGUCAGCCCCCACCAAGUCCACCUGUAUCAGCCAUAGCUAAGCCAGACUAUGGUUCUGUAAACAAGGAGCCACAGCCAGUACAGCUUUACAAGCCAACAGUUCAUCAGUACCAGGCACCAGUGCCAUCCAACUAUAAUCAAGUCCAGGAGCCACAACAGAUGCAGGUGGCUGAAGACAGGCAGAGCAGUGUUCCUCAGCCAGCCCCUGCAGUGCACAAAGACCCCAGUCAGCUGGCAUUCCUUGAUUCCCUGAACAAGAAAUUGGCUCAGAGGCAGUCAGGUGAUCAACUAGCUCCUCCUGGCUCUCCAAAACUUAUCCCCAGAAAGCCACAACCCACAGCAGCUCCCACACCUCACCCGAAGCCCCACCCAAACGGCAGUGCUCCUGUGGUCCACCUGCAGCGCUCAGGCUCCGGUGCCAGUGAAAAGGCCUCAAAAGUUCGGCAGUGGAUUGCAAGUAAGACAAUAGGCAGUGAGAAGAAGAGCACCGUAGAGACUGCUGCCAUGAGGGAGUCACUUCUUGAUCAGAUCAAACGUGGAAAAACAUUAAGAAAGGCCAAGUGUGUGGCUGAUAGGUCAGCGCCUCAAGUUUCUUGACUGAAUGUGAGAUUACUCGUUAAGAAAUUUGAAAGAUUAGAGAGUCAAAGAAAAAUGGAAGCUCUAAAUUCAGUGUGUGCUCUACCCAGAAAACAAGGGAUCUAGCUUGACAGAACUGUAGCAAGAAACAAAGUGGUAAUAUUGUAUUGAAUCAUAAAGGACAAUAUAUAAGAGUUGUACUUAGGUAACUUAAUGUUGUAACUAGUGUUUGUCUAUUUAUCCUCUAAUUACAGUUUGUUAUUCAUAUUUGUUGUGGGAAUAAUAACAAGUGGAAACAAUGACUAACACUUAACACUGUGCACUCCAGCGUUCUGCUGAGGUGUUCAGCAGUGUUAUCCCAGCACUGGGCAGACACAGGAAGGCCUUGUACAGAAGAACACUGAGUGCUGGGGCUUGCAUAUCAUGUUGGUAAUAGACAAACUCUGUAUUAGGUAAGGACAGUGUACAUAGUUCCCUGUGGGCCACAUUCCUGGGACAUGGGUCAGGCAGGCAUCAUAACCACUGCUGGGAAACAUAU